This is a messenger RNA of Gallus gallus (chicken), 2366 nucleotides long. RefSeq names its product fermitin family homolog 3-like (gene FERMT3). Gene Ontology annotation, biological process: leukocyte cell-cell adhesion; integrin activation; cell-matrix adhesion. The record is from RefSeq and is a predicted model, not a curated record. Lineage: Eukaryota; Metazoa; Chordata; Aves; Galliformes; Phasianidae. Gene Ontology annotation, cellular component: cell-substrate junction. Gene Ontology annotation, molecular function: integrin binding.
GGGGCCAUGGCGGGGCUGAAGACGGCAACGGGGGAGAGCAUCGAUGGCUCCUUUGAGCUGCAGGUGGAGGUGGAGGGGGCUUCAGGGGGUCCUGAAAACGCCCCCGACCCCCCCACCGCCAAGGGGGGACCCUCCUCUGGGCCCCCCCCGGCCACCGUCACCCUCAGCCUGCGCGUCACCGGGGACCUGCACGUCGGCGGCCUUAUGCUGAGGGUGGUGGAGACUGUGGGGGUGAAGCGGGACUGGUCUGACCACGCGCUGUGGUGGGAGCAGCGCUGCCAGUGGCUGCUGCGCCCCGGGAGGACGUUGGAUGCCCUCGGGGUGGGGGCGGACGCCCGGCUCCGCUUCGCCCCCCAGCACCGACCCCUUCGGCUGCGGCUGCCCAACCGGCGCCGUCUGCGCCUGCGGCUCUCCUUCGCCCAGCCCGUGUGCAGCGUGGUGGCCGAAGCCUGCCGCCUGCUGGGCAUCCGGUACCCCGAGGAGCUGUCGCUGCUGCGCCCCCCCGAGGAGGAGGAGGAGGAAGAAGGGGGGGGCAAGAAAGGCAGCGGUGGACCCCCCCCGGGGGGGGUUGACUUUGACCUCAGCUCCGUUGUGCUGCCCCCUGGCCAGGACGGGCCAUGGAGGGAGCCUCCCCCCCACCUGCUCCCCCCACCGGGGGCCCCCCCGGGCACCCCCAGCUGUUACUGGAUGCUGGUGGCUCCCCGGGGGGGGCUGGGACCCUGUGCCCCCCCCCGACCACCCCGAGGGAAUCCCUUGCUGCAUCGCACCCGCCUCAACUCACGCUGGUUGGUGUCGUCGCGCUCGCUGAUGCAGCAGGGGGUGGGCGACGACGAGGAGCUGCUGCUGCGCUUCAAGUAUUACUGCUUCAUGGACAUCGACCCCCAGGUGGACGCGGUGCGCGCGGCGCUGCUGUACGAGCAGGCGCGGUGGUCGCUGCUGCUGGAGGAGGUGGACUGCACCGAGGAGGAGAUGAUGCUGUUUGCUGCGCUGCAGUACCACAUCGAUGAGUUGGGGGGCUCUGAGGGGCCGGGGGAGCCUCAGGGGGGGGAAACCCCUGUGGAUGACCUGGAGGCCGCACUCAGUAACCUGGAGGUGACGCUGGGGGGGGGACCCACCGGGGACACCCCCGCACCACUGGAGGACCUUCCUGCCAUCCCUGAGCUGUCAGAGGAGCUGGAGAUCUACAGGCCCCGCCGCCUGGCGCUGCGCGGGUUCCGCCCCCACUGGGCCGUGCUGAGCGGCACCUCGCUGGCCUGGUACAAAGCGGGGGGGCGCGGGCGGGGGGAGCCCCUGCAGCAGCUCAACCUCAGGGGCUGUGAGGUGACCCCCGAUGUGGACAUGGGGGCCCAGAAGUUCUGCAUCCGCCUCCUGGUGGCCGCCCCCGAUGGGAUGAGUGAAGUGCAGCUGCGCUGCCGCGAUGCCCCCCAGUACGCACGGUGGCUCGCCGGGUGCCGCCUGGCCGCCUGCGGCCGCUCUUUGGCCACCGCUGCAUCCGGGGCGGAGGCGCGGGGGGUGCUGGGAGUGCUGGGGCUGCGCCCGGGGGGGGGCACCGACACCGACACCCCCACAGCGACCACCAACGCCGCGCCCCCCCCCGACCCCCGCCUGCUGCUCGCCCCACGCUUCCAGCGCAAGUUUAAGGCCAAGCAGCUGGUGCCCCGCAUCCUGGAUGCCCACCAGCGGGUGGCGGCCCUGGGGGGGGCGGAGGCGCGGCUGCGGUUCCUGCAGGCCUGGAGGGCACUGCCGGGCUUCGGGCUGGCCUGCUUCGUUGUGCGCUUCCAGGGCAGCCGUCGGGAUGAGGUUUUGGCCAUCGGCCCCACGCGGCUGCUGCGCAUGGAGCCCGGAACAGCCGCCAUCAGCCGCAGCUGGAGGUACAGCGCCCUGCGGCAGUGGAACGUCAACUGGGACAGCCGGCAGGUGGCGCUGGAGUUCGAGGAGCACCUGAAUGUGGCCUUCAGCGUCGUGUCGGCCUCGUGCCAGACGGUGCACGAGUACCUGGGGGGGUACGUCUGCCUGGGGGGGCGCACGCCGGGGCAGCCCCUGGACAUGGAGCUGUUCCACAAGCUGACGGGGGGGCACGAGGAGCCCUGAGGGGGGGCUCGGGGGUGGGGGCCUCGUGCAAAGGGCUCCUGGUGCGAGAGAUCCUCGUGCAAAGGGCUCCUGGUGCGAGAGAUCCUCGUGCAAAGGGCUCCUGGUGCGAGAGAUCCUCGUGGGAGGGGUCUCCAUUUGCUCGUGGUGCAAAGGGCUCUUUGUGCAAGGAGUCCUUGCGUGAAAGAGCUCCUCGUGCAAAACACUCUCGUGCACCACCCCCUUGCACCACUGUCCCUGUGUGUGAUGCUGGCACUGCCUUUGCCCUCCCCCCCCCA